Molecule: messenger RNA, 2187 nt
Organism: Closterium sp. Yama58-4
Lineage: Eukaryota; Viridiplantae; Streptophyta; Zygnematophyceae; Desmidiales; Closteriaceae
Source: the annotation of a GenBank genome assembly
AUGCUACUCCCUCGCUCUCCCAGUAAGCUCCAGGCAACCAAGAGUGCACCACGCGCAGCGCUGCUGUGCCUCGUCAUUUCCAUCGCGCUCUCCGCGCCGUGCGCCGUGCGCGGCGCGCAGGGUCCGGCGGCGACGUCGAUAGCGGCGGCGCUGGCGAGCGCGUCGUCGUCGUCGCCGUCGCAGUCGUUCAACGUGUCGCUGCUCGUCCUCAACGCCACCGGCCUGCUCGCCAAGCUGCCCGCGCUCGCGCCGCUCACUCUCUUCGCGCCCACCGACGCCGCGUGGCGCGCCGCAUUCCGCGCCCUCGCGCUGCCGUAUCUAAGCGGCUACAUUCCCUUCCCCGGUGCCGCCGUCGGCGGCGAGACACCCGGAAGCCCGGGCAGUCCGGGGAGCAGCUCGGGCGGCACGGGCGGGUCGGACGCCGCCAAUUCCAGUAGCCCCGCGCAGCCGACCCCAGCGCCCGGCGUUGUCCCCGCGGCGGGAGGCGUUAGCGGCGGGGUGAGCGCGGCGAUGGUUCCCGGCCUUCCGCAAGUUGACUUGCCGCUGCCCGGCGUUCCCGACCUGCCCAUGCCCGGGAUUCCCGGCGGGUCGGACGGAUUGAAUUCGACGAUACCUGUGGAUAACAUAACAAUUCCCAUGCCCGAUGUCAACAUGACCAUGCCCAACAUGACCAUGCCGAACAUGACCAUGCCCGACUUCAACUGGACCUUUCCCAAUUUAACAGAUUACAACCCGCUGAUUUUCGACCCGCUUCUCGCCGCACUGAGCGCCGUGUUUUCCGGCGACGGGACGCCCGCGUCGCUGGCGGCGCUGGCGAAGGAGCGGCCCGAGACGCUGAAGGCUCUGUCGGAGCUGCUCGCGUACCACGUGGCGACGGCGGCGCUGAACGCGGCGGCCAUCGCGGCGCGGUUCACGGCGGAGGCGGGCAACCUGACGACGGUGAACGGGCAGGGGCUGUGGAUCAACUACAACAAGAGCGAGUCCGCCGCGCUGCUCAACGCGUACUCGCCCGCGCAGCGCGCGCUCAUCAGCGAGGGGAUCAGCGUCGGGUACGACGGCACCAUCUACUACCCCAACGGCACCACCGUCGCCGCCAACGGCACGGUCAUCUUCGACCCUGCGACGAGCCCAAUAAGCGUGGACUCGGAGGGCAACAGCUACUACGCCAACGGUACUGUGAUCAGCGCCAACGGCACUGUGGUGAGCACCAACGGCAGCGCCAUUGCCAUCGACGGGCCGGGCGUCCCCCUGCCCCCCACCGUCUCGUCGCCCCCCUCCAGCGGCGACGGCUCGGUGGCGCCACGCGGCAUGGCUGGCGCGCAGAUGAUGAUGGAGCCGCAGCCGCAGGCGCAGCCUCAACCCAUGUUGGAGCCCGCCCCCACGAUGGGCGGCGGACCCGCUGAUAUGCCCCCCGCCACCACCAUGCCCGCCCCCGCUGAUGUGCCCCCUGCCACCGCCACUCCCGCCCCUGCCGAUAUGCCCCCCAACGUCCUGGUGGACCCGAUCCCGGGGGUCAUGGGCGGGGGGGGCAUGGGAGGCGGCUGGGGCAACUGGAGCGCGGAGGAGCAGCAGCAGUGGUGGGGGAAUGCGACUGAGUGGAUGAACAAGGCUGUGCCGGGGCUCAACGUGACUGCCACUGAAUACCUCGCGUGGCUCAACGCCUCGUCCUACACGUGGGCGGCAGGGUCUAAUAGCAUGUGGGAGCAGGCUGGCAGCGACAUGAAGGUGUCUCGGGUGGUGCGGGCUGAUCUGAUGGACAGCGCUGGCAUCGUGGUGCACGGCAUUGAUGGCGUGCUCUUCCCGCACUUCCGCGACUUGCCUGUGUUUGACAAGGGCGGCGCAGGAGGAGGAGGAGGAGCAGAGGGUGAUGUGCCUAUGCCCAUUCCCAUGCCUGUCGUGGCGCCUGGUGGCGUUGCUAACGACAGCGCGGACGGCGCCGGCACGAAUGGCACUGCCACUGGCGGGAAGCCCGACGACAGUGCUGCGGGGGGUGCUGGUGCUCCUGCUGCUGCUGGGUCUGGCAGCGGCAGCAGCAGCAGCAGUGGUGGGCAGGAUGCAUCUAAGAGUGCAGCAAGUGGCACGCCAACACCACCUGCUGGGUCACCCCCUGCGGGUAAAUCACAGAGCAAGGCUGCUGCAGUCCCCGUCCUCUUGACUGCUACGCUCUCCCUCGUGGCUUUGCUAUAG